This is a messenger RNA of Propithecus coquereli (Coquerel's sifaka), 1191 nucleotides long. Its product is annotated as chromosome unknown open reading frame, human C1orf122. The transcript has 3 exons. The record is from RefSeq and is a predicted model, not a curated record. Bases 666 to 809 code for a protein of 47 amino acids. NCBI's taxonomy places the organism in Eukaryota, Metazoa, Chordata, Mammalia, Primates, Indriidae.
ACGUCGACCACGCGGCCCAGGCAUACGGCCAGCGGCUUGGCCUCGCUGCGGCCCUUGAGGCGGUACACAUCGCGCAGCGCCGUCGAGCAACUCGCCGAGCAGGCCAGGCCGUACAGCGUAUCGGUGGGGACGGCCAACACGCGGCGCCGGCGCGCAGCUCGGCCACGGCGGCCCGCAGCGCCUCGGUCCAGCCGGCGCGCUCGGGGCUUGCGGCCUGUCCGGCCCCGCUGCCUGGGAGCCGCAACAGCCGGGCCCCCGGCGCCGCCGGAGCGGGGCUUGGCGGGCGGAGGAGGCGGCCGCUCCGGGAAUCCACGGGCCCCUCGCUCAAUCCCACGCUGGCAACCACCGCGGCCCUCAUACCCCUGCCCCACAGCGCUGGAGACAUCCGCCCAGGCCCGCUUCCGGGAGGAAGUGACGUUCCCGGACAGCUUCCGGUCCUGGAGGCUCGGCCCCACCUCCGCGCCGGGCAGCUUAAAGGGACCACGACCCCCAGGAGGCUUGAAGGAGACCGGGAGGCUGCCGGCGUGGACCGCGGGAAGGCGGGGCUGGGGCUCGGCGGGAGGCCACCCCCGCAGCCACCCCGGGAUGAGCGCGCCCAGCAGUUGCUGGACGCGGUGGAACAGAGGCAGCGGCAGCUCCUGGACACCAUCGCCGCCUGCGAGGAGAUGCUGCGGCAGCUGGGCCGCCGGCGCCCGGAGCCGGCUGGUGGCGGGAACGUCUCAGCCAAACCGGGAGCGCCCCCCCAGCCAGCUGUCUCCACCAGAGGUGGCUUUCCAAAGGAUGCUGGUGAUGGAGCUGCGGAGGCCUGACCAUCCCCGUACCGGAUGUCCUGACUUCUCUCCCCUCCCCAGGGCUGGUGGCUGGACUCUGAACAACUCCCUUCAAUAAAGGGGCCAGUCUUCACUGGCAGUGGCUGGUACUUGGCUCUCAGCCUGGGGUGGCAGCUCUGCUAGCAGCUGGGUUCACUCCCACUUCAUCCUGGCUGAAAGCAGUGCUGGGCUUUGAAAUGUAGCCAACGAAUACCCAGUCUGAUUACCCGGAUUUGGGCGGACUAGCAGUGCUAGCCAGAGUGGUCUGGCCUGCUAUGGGGGAUCUAGGUGGUGUUACAUGACCAUUUCAUGCUUUGGGGGCUCUUAGCCCCACAAAACACCUUCAGCAGAGCCUUGAUUAAAAGGAAACCUGCAGACUCUC